AUGGUGCUAGGAGGUUUCGUUCUAGAUGAACAGAGUGAAGAAGAAGUGCUACGUGAAGCAAUACAGACUGUUUGUGACCAGGGUUUUCGCAUGCAGCAUGCAGUAGACGUAAAUGAACAAUCUGAUGUGCUGAACUACGCUGCUGAAGUCCUGCGUGAGCUACGCACGAGCUUGCUUUCUCCCAAGAACUAUUAUCAACUUUACAUGCAGGUAAUGGAUCAGUUACGGCAUUUUGAGAGUUAUGUGGAAGAACAACAGCAACAAGGCGCGUCAAUGCGUUUGCUCUAUGAACGCGUCCAGAGCAGCGGCAAUGUACUGCCGAGACUCUACUUGCUCGUGACAGUGGGUGCAAUUUACAUCAAGUCUCAAGAAGCACCAGCUUGUGAUGUGUUGAUGGAUCUUGUGGAAAUGGCAAAAGGAGUACAACAUCCACUACGUGGGCUUUUCUUGAGGCAUCAUUUGUCUCUUAGUGUACGUGACAAGCUACCGGAUACAGGUUCAGUGUAUGAGCAAUCAGGUGGUGGCACUGUCAGCGAUUCUAUCAAGUUCUUGCUGCAAAAUCUUCGUGAAACCAAUCAGCUUUGGAUCCGAUUGCAGCACCAGAAAAUAAGUAGUGAUCGACCACUGACUGCUCGAGAAAAGGAGCGAAUGGAGCUACGUCUGCUUGUUGGGACAAGCCUCGUACGGCUUAGUCAAUUAAAUGGUGUUACGCGCAGCAUGUAUGCUGAACAGGUGCUACCUGUAUUACUAGAUGAUGUUGUCCUUGCAUGCAAAGACUGCAUGGCGCAACAGUAUUUGAUGGAUUGUAUCAUUCAGGUCUUCCCUGACGAGUUUCACUUGCAAAAUCUUGAGAGGCUAUUGGACGCAAUGGAAAAGCUGCAGCCAAAUGUCGACGUUGCUUUGAUCUUGACAGCUCUUUUUGAACGUCUCACAAAAUUUCGGGAGGCGCAGGGAACUGUUAGUAGUACAGGACAGCAGGAAGCAGUAGUGGAUGAUCGUAGCAAGUUAGAAGAGAAGCAGCAAGACGGACUUCAUGUUUUCAAGCAAAUGAUGGACACGACUACCAAGCUGUUUUUGCGCUCAUCGCGGUAUACCGCUGGAAGUGGAAGUCGUUCAAACGAAGGAAGUGGAGUUGAUAUGCACUUGGCCUCAGUGUUGCCCUAUUUCGUAGCGUUUGCUACUUUUACCCUUGUCUGGUUGGGUAACACCAAGCGUGAUGAGUUACAUAUAGCUGCAGCCCUUGAGCAGGUGGUUGCUGGCUGCUUGACAUUUUUACGUGAGCGAACAGCGUGGCGAGUUGACAAAGACAAGCAAAAGCGCCAGGUUGUGGUUUCACAGCUCAAAUCUCUCGCGCUCACGCUCCUUCGAAGCCUUUCCAUCCAGGAUCUCUUGCAAGUGCCGUCACUGCUUGAGUUGCUUGCACUGAUGCCGUGGCAGGGUGCGUGGAAAGAUGUGGCAUUGGCAUGGAUCACAUUGCUACUUGCGCGGCAUGAACGUGUUUACAAUGAGAAACAAAUGAACUUUUUGCUAACGGUGCUGACACCAUUGGUGCGCGAUGACCCCGAUGAGUUGCAGUCGCUAUCGUCAGCCACCACAACAGAAGUGGGGAAGAAGAAGGAGGCUGAGAAUUUUGAAGCGGAGCAACAAACACUAGCCAAGGUUGUCCACCUCGUCGCAAACGAUGAUCUCGACGUCAAAUUUCGCGCAUUUUCGAUGGCACGACGUGCAUUCUUGCUGAGCGGUGUAUUUCGGAUUCGUUUCACUCUUGUGCCAUUAAUCUGCCAGUCGCUAACGCUUGCUCGAGACCUAGCAGCUCAUUCUCAGGAAAAGCCGCAAAGCCAAGAGACUAAGGCAGACUCAGAGAUUACUGCAUGUGAUGGUAACUUGAAGGCUUUUGUUACAACGGCUCGGGAGGUGCUUCAGUUUGUACAUGAGAUGGUGACGGCAUUAGCAUCCAAGCAGGAUGCGCUUUCGGUGUCGUGCGUUCAUUUGUUUCUGCAAUGUGCUCUCGUAGCUGAUGACUGUGCUUUUGAGGCGAUUGCAUGCGAGUUUAUCACGCAGGCUUUUAUUGUGUAUGAAGACCAAAUUACGCUUGCACGUGACCAGUGGCGCGCUUUAGAGUUAAUGGUGGCAUCAUUGCGUGCAACUCGCAAUCUUUCGAGCACCAACUACGAAAUUCUCGCGACCAAGACUACACAGUACUCUGCUCGACUACUCAAGAAAAACGAGCAGGCUUUGAUGGUGCUGAAAUGUGCGCAUCUUUUUUGGCACCCGUCUCAGCGAGAUGGCAAGCGCGUCCGCGAAUGCCUUCAACGAUCGCUACGCAUUGCGGAUUCAAUGAAGGACGUGGUGUCGAACCAGGUUUUCCUUUUUCUGGAUAUACUGGAGGCUUAUGUGUAUUUUUUUGAGAUGCAGACGCCUGAAGUGACCCGCAACUACUUGGUGGGUCUGUUGGCACUCGUGAAAGAUCACCUUAAUAACAUGGAGCUUGGACAGUCGCGCAGGGAAGGUGAAUUCCGUUAUCGCGCCAUUAUGCGCUACAUAGAUGCCUUGGAUGUAUCCAGUGAUGCACUAUCGACCUCGUUUUCACCGUCAUUGCGGUAG
Peronospora belbahrii is the source of this 2604-nucleotide messenger RNA. The record is from the annotation of a GenBank genome assembly. Lineage: Eukaryota; Oomycota; Peronosporomycetes; Peronosporales; Peronosporaceae.